AGGGCCGCCGAGCGCACGUCCGAAACCGAAGAUGGGUGGGGAGGCGGGGGUGGGGAGCCGCACCGAACCCGCACGGCGGCACGACCGCAUUCCUCACUCACUCGGGUCCCCGUCAGCCGUGCGGCCCGAACACGGAGGUCGCGACGUGCAGAGAGUACCCGACGCUAAAUGCGACGCCGACUGGAGGCAACCGCAGGCCGGACCCUGGGCUGCGGCGGGCGGAACGCGGGCAGCGCCCACCCGGGCCCGGGCACCCCGCUCCGUACGCGCCCCCAAGCCCCUCGGCCUCCGCCCUCCGGCCCCCGGCCGCGCCCACACCGCCAGGUCCCGCGCGGUGUCGUCGGGACUCCCGGUACCUGUCAGGACGGAAGGCCCGCCCGGACCUAGGCGCCCUCACGGCUCCCAGGGCCCUCCGCCGCCCCUCGGCAGCGGCUUCCGGAGCUCAGGCGGCGCCUCCUCCACGGCCCCGGGCCGGCCCGCACCCCCGGGCCGCAGCGGCGGUGGCCGCCGAGGAGCAGCCCCGGCCGCCUGCGCUCAGCGCCAGGGCCGCGGCCGCCGCUCUCAUGACAACCAGACGGGCCGGGCUGGGCCGCGCCUGCGCACAAAACGGGGUCUCCCCGCCUCCACUUCUCCGGGCCUUCUGGGUAAUGGAGUCUCGGGGAGGACGGCGCCUGCGCACAGGCGGGGCUGCCGCUCCACUUCCCCAGGCCUUCUGGGUAAUGAAGUCCCCGGAGGACGGCGUCUGCGCGCAAGGCGGGGCUGCACCUCUGCUUCCCCGGGCCUUCUGGGUAAUGGAGUUUCCGGGGGGACAGCGCGCGGCCCGGGUCUCGGUCGCAGAGCCCACCGAGCUCCGCACCCCCGCCGCUCAGCUGAUCUCUGGGUCCUGGGCGAACAACAGCCUGAGUGGCCGGCCAAGCAGGUGCCGCCGGCGGGGCCGGAGGUCCUGAGGAUGUUUACGGUGUUCCGGAAGCCCAAGACGUUCAAGCUGCGGGCUCUGCACAGGACGAAGAAGUUUGGGGUGGCGGGGAGGAGCUACCAGGAGGUGCUGCGGAAGGGGUGCUUCCACUUCCAGCUCCCCAUCACCGGCUCCCGCCUGUGCCUCUACGAAGACGGCACCGAGCUCACCGGAGACUACUUCUCGAGUGUCCCUGACAACUCGGAACUCGUGCUUCUCACCUCAGGCCAGACCUGGCAAGGCUCGCUCAAAGGACCGCCGGCUUUUCUGUCUGUGACUCUUCUGGUGGCAGAUGUGAGUGACAUCCAUCACUUCCUCCACGCAUUCCACAAGCCGCAGGCGGGGCUCAUCCAGGCUGCCCGGCAGCUGCUCUCCGGGGAGCAGGCCCCGCUGCGGCAGAAACUGCUGGCCGACCUCCUGCACACCGUCAGCGAGAACACCGAGGCUGAGACCAGGGCCGAGGACCCGCCGUGGUUCGAAGGUCUGGAGUCUCGAUUCAAGAAUAAGUCUGGCUACCUGAGGCACAGCUGCGAGAGCCGUAUCCGGAGCUACCUGAGAGAGGUGAGCGCUUCUGCCUCCACGGUGGGCGCGGAGGCUCAGGAGGAGUACGUCCGGAUUGUUGGCCUCAUGUGCCGGAAGCUCAGGGCGGAGCAGUACCACAGCAGCUACUUCGACAGAGGAGCCAAGGCGGACAGCCGGCUCUGCACACCCGAAGGCUGGUUCUCCUGCCAGGGUCCCUUUGACGUGGACAGCUGUGCAUCCAAACACUCCAUCAACCCCUACGGUAACAGGGAGAGCCGGAUUCUCUUUAGUACGUGGAACCUGGACCACAUACUCUUUUCUGGAACAUAAUGAUGUCCUUGUCUCUGCUUUGUGAAGACAGGUCUUUCCAGUGCCCUUCAAGUGGCUCUAUCACUUUGGGGACAGGUGGCUUUGCACAUGUGUAGGACAUCACAGGGACAGCUGAGGCUCACUUUCCACCCCUCCUGGAUGCACCCCUGUCCUCGCCGGGGAACCGCUCUGCUGCCAUUUGCGAGCGUCCCUGUGAUGCCUGUUUAUGUAGACCUUUACCCUGUAGGUAUGAUUUGAAAAUGGACAUAAGUGGUAGCACAUGUGGUGACUCUACACCGGGCUUUUCCGUCCUAUGUCGUGCUCGCGGGGAUGCGUUUGUGGGUUUCGUGCACUCAUUUCACCAGGUGCAGAGUGCCUCGCUCUUUCAAGAGAGUAUCGUUUGAAUAUCCGUUUCCAUCCCGGUGGGCGCUUCUGGCCGUCCACCUUCCGCUAUUACAGAGCCCCCUGGGCUGAGCGCGCACGCGGGACCGACCUGCGUGGCCAUGUGGGUGUGGCCCGUGGACUGGCAGCGUCCUCAGCAUGUGGGGACUGGUCAGGAAUGCAGAUUCUCGGGCUCCGCGCACCGUUUCCCGGGUGCUGGGGAUUGGGGUGCACGUUCAGGUGAGGAGGCUGUCCUGGUGCCCGAGCUGAGGAGCUGCGCUCCCCUCUAGGUAGGGUGCCAGGUCUCACCCCUUCGAUGUGCACGGAGCACCCAGAGACGAUUGCCGGGUUCUCCAGGUCCUCUGUCGGCUACUUUCCGUGACCCGCUGGGGCGUGGGGACAUCGAUCUGGGGGCGGUCCCAGCACUCAAGGGGCGGAGCAGGCCAGCCUGGAGCAGAGUGCAGACGAAGCAGCAGAGGCCGGAGCGGGGUUGCCUGACACCUUGGUUUCAGGUGCAUUUUCUCUGUCUCAAUACAGUACUUCUGUUUUCCGGCAAAUCGGCCCGCUUCUCUGCACGCGUCUGACUUCCGGUUUUCUGUCCUAUUUCAGGCUCGUUUCUCCCAGGAGGGUCCUGUGGGCACUAAAUGUUCUUUGGUCUUGGAAAAUGUCCCUCUGGCCUCUACUCCUGCGUGGUCAUUUAGCGAUACUGAAUUCUGGGCGGUGGGUGUCCCACCUUCAGAACUUUGAAGACGUGCUCACACUGUCCCGGCGUCUGCUCGGGAGAAUUCUGCCCACAGCCUGUUCUCUGCCAUUUCUGCGGACAUUGCAGAUUUUCCCUUUCUCUUUGAGCAUGGCGUGUGUGCGGGUUUAGAUCCUUAAAUUCUGACCGGGGCUUGUCUUUGUUCCGAAGACAAGUUUCUUUUGUUUUGGAAAACACCUAAGUAUUUUUUAGUUACCCCUUCUCGGCUUCUCUCUGUCCGGCUUCUCUGGAGCUCCCGCUGGCCGCACGUUGGACCUUCUCGUCCUGUCUCCCUUGUGCUGUGGGGGUGGUGUCGGGGAGCCCUCCGAGGCCUCUCAGCGGUCUGUUUCAGAGUGCUCUAGCCCAGGUCCUCCGCCGGGGUCCUCGCCCUUUGCGGUGUGCUCCUUGUGACAUCUGUGCAUCUGGAUUCAGAGUCCACCCUCGGUGGGGACUGUGUUUUCUGUGCACUGGCUUGUCGUGUCCCCACAGGGUGGUUUUGCAUUUGUUUCUGCCGGACACUCACGGAAAGCCAAGGCUUCCCGUGGCUCUGAAACAGCGGAGUAUUAAUUUCUGGCUUGGGUCCCGUCCCCUGUGGCAGGUACAGUCGGACUGUGGGUCUGUGUGAACGGUGAGCCGAGGGUCCUGGGUUUCCUGGUGACUGUGGAAAUGGUCACGCUGUUGGUGCGCCCGAAUCAUGCUUCCUGGGGCCUCUACCUUGUGUGUUGUCCUCACCCCUCCCGCUGCUGACUGAGGCUCGGCCAUGUGGCUCCAGCACACAGGACGCCAGCGGACGCCUGACACGUGCUUGUGCGCUGGGGCUCCUUCUCUUUGAGCGCUGGUGUCAGUGGGGAGGGCCCUGGCCUGGCCUCCUUGAGGGUGAAAGGCGCCAUGGGGAGCAAGGCCGCCCCCAGCCAGCCCUCCAGCGUCGCGCUGCCACAGGAGCGGUCGGGGCCAGCGGGCGCCCCCCCCCCUUCUGGGGCUGGGCAGGCAGCAGUAGGUAGAGGGUAGGGUGGCUUCCCCUCCCUCCCAGAGCCCCGGGCGCCCCUGCCGCUUCCCUUCCGCUUUAAUGGCUGGACUGGGGUCUCGGUCCCACCUCCCUGGCCCUCCCCUUGGGCCUCUGUCGGGACCAGAGCCCCAGUGGGCUGCAGGAGGGUGGCUCGCCCCUGCGGAUCAAGUGUGGACUUGAGUUCCUGGCAGUGGGGAGCCCUCACCUGCUCAGCUUUGUACCUCUUUUCCCUUUU
This is a messenger RNA of Felis catus (domestic cat), 4147 nucleotides long. It is a transcript of the gene DFFB, whose product is annotated as DNA fragmentation factor subunit beta. The coding region runs from base 32 to 1807 and encodes 591 amino acids. NCBI's taxonomy places the organism in Eukaryota, Metazoa, Chordata, Mammalia, Carnivora, Felidae. Gene Ontology annotation, cellular component: nucleus; cytoplasm. Gene Ontology annotation, molecular function: DNA endonuclease activity. The record is from RefSeq and is a predicted model, not a curated record. Gene Ontology annotation, biological process: apoptotic DNA fragmentation; apoptotic process. The transcript is spliced from 7 exons.